Molecule: messenger RNA, 651 nt
Organism: Balearica regulorum gibbericeps (East African grey crowned-crane)
Lineage: Eukaryota; Metazoa; Chordata; Aves; Gruiformes; Gruidae
Source: RefSeq, a predicted model, not a curated record
AUGCAGCAGGAUUUGGGGAGCGAGUGGGCUGCAGGCACCGUGCAGGAGAGCGGGCUGGUGCCCGUGAGCAGCAGCAGGGCUGAGAGGAGACGUGCCGAGCCAAGCACUGGCACUGUCAAGGGUUUCGUGGAAGAGCUGAUGUUUAAGGAGAACAAGAAGAAAGGCUGCUUCAGCACCCUGCCGAGGAACCCGGGCUGCCCCACGGAGAGGAUCUUCUGGGCCACGCUCAGCCAGUGCCCGAGAGAGGCGUAUGCGGUGGGGCCGGGCUCCUACAACCCAAAUCCCAUUGGGAGAUCCACAUAUUCCAGCCAAUUCCAACCCCCAUUCUGGUCAUCUGCCAAGAGGUUCGACAGAAGGUCCUACCACCUCUUUACUGGCAACGAGCAGCAUCAGCAGCACAUUGCAAAACUAGUGCAGAACCCUGUAGGUGUUGGUCGCUACGACAUCACUGAGCAUGAAAAAUACCCUCAGAAGACGAGAUGCCAGUCCCUGUACUGGUGUGAUGCGCAGCGGUACCUCAGCAACUUGAAGCGGGAUGCCUGCUUGCUCGAGCGGCUCAAGCCUGUUGCUAAAAACAACUGGAGUGAUUUGAUUUUUGCUCCACGUUGUCCAGACACCUCUGACGAAGUCACUGCCGUUUUCCAAACAUAA